UUCAUGCAGAACAGUGAAGGAGGAACAAGUCUUUGUCUAGAAACAGAAAGAGAGAUUAAACAUUCACUGAAGGACACAGAAAUGGCGCAGCAAACUUUUCUGGAUAAAGAGAAGCUGAUCUGUUCGAUCUGUUUGGAUCUGCAGAAGGAUCCGGUCACUAUUCCUUGUGGUCACAGUUACUGUCUGGAAUGUAUCCAGAACUUCUGGGGAGAGGAACAAAAAGCUCUCAGCUGUCCUCAGUGCAGACAAAGCUUCACUUCAAGGCCUGUCCUGGUAAGAAACACUAUUUUAGCAGAGUUGGUGGAGGACGCAAGAAAAGCAGAGCUUCAACCGUCUUCAUCUGAGCGUUCUCUAACUGGACCAGAACAUGUCGACUGUGAUUUCUGUGAAGGAAAGAAGCUGAAAGCUGCCAUGUCUUGUCUGACCUGUUUGGCUUCUUACUGUGAGCAGCACCUCCAGCCCCAUUUUAGGGUUGCUGGGUUAAAGAAGCACAAGCUGGUCAAAGCCACUCUAAAGCUUCAGGAGAACAUCUGUCCUUGUCACAAUGAGGAAAUCAAGAUCUUCUGCCGCACUGAUCAAAAGUGUAUUUGUAUUCUCUGCUCCAUGGAUGAACACAAAGGUCAUGACAUGGUGUCUGCUGCAGCAGAAAGGGCUGAAAGACAGACAAAGCUGGGACUGGAUCGACAAAAAGUCCAAGAGAGAAUCCUCAAGUUAGAAGAAGAUUUAGAAGAGCUUCAGCAGACGGUGGAGACCAUCAAUCUGUCUGCUGAGAAAAGCAUCAAAGAAAGUCAGAACGUCUUCAAAGGUUUGAUCCGUCUCUUGGAGCAAAAAUGCUCAGAAGUGGAGCAGAAGGUCAAAUCCUAUCAGAUGGAGGAAGUGAGGAAAGUGGAAGAACUCCAGGAGAAGAUGCAGCAGGAGAUCACCAAACUGAGGAAAACAGAGGCUGAGCUGGACCAGCUCUCAUCUACAGAAGAUCAUCUCCAUUUUCUCAACAACUACUCCUCCCUGUCAGAUCUGAGUGUCUGUACAGACUUAGCCAGCUUUCAACAAGCUCAGCACUGCUUUGAUGAUGCUCUCAAAGCUGUGUCUGAGGCCACAGAGAAGCUGGAGGAGACUCUCAGAGACCAGACCACAAAGAUUUCACACACACUGGAUGUUAUUCUGUUUGAAGACUUCAGAUCCAGAGAGGACUUCAUGAAGUACUAUCAUCAGAUCACACUGGAUCCAAACACAGCAAACACACGUCUAUCUCUGAGUGAACAGAACAGAACAGCAACAUGGACAAAAGUAGAGCAGAAAUAUUCAAAUCAUCCAGACAGGUUUGUUGAAAGGUGGCAGGUUCUGAGUGCAGAAGGUCUGACUGGACGUUGUUACUGGGAGGUGGAGUGGAGCGGGGAGGUUUUUGUGUCAGUUGCAUACAAAGAUAUCAGUCGUACAGGAACCUGUGAUGAAUGUGGGUUUGGAUAUAAUAAUAAAUCCUGGGCAUUGAGGUGUUCAUCCACUGGAUAUAAAUUUUACCACAACAAGAUCAGUGUUUCUAUUUCAGCUCCUCAAUCCUCCAGAGUUGGAGUUUAUUUAAAUCACAGAGCAGGAACUUUGUCUUUCUACAGCGUUUCUGACUCCAUGACUCUCAUACACAAAGUCCAGACCACAUUCACUCAGCCUCUGUAUGCUGGAUUUGGGUUUUCAUCAAAUAAUGAAGGCAAAAUCAGGUCUGUGUCUGAGGCCACAGAGAAGCUGGAGGAGACUCUCAGAGAGCAGAUUUCAGACAUACUGGAUGUUUUUCUGCCUGAAGACUUCAGAUCCAGAGAGGACUUCAUGAAGUACUAUCAUCAGAUCACACUGGAUCCAAACACAGCAAACAAAUAUCUAUCUCUGAGUGAACAGAACAGAACAGCAACAUGGACAUUUGUAGAGCAGAAAUAUUCAAAUCAUCCAGACAGGUUUGUUCAAUUGUAUCAGGUUAUGAGUACAGAAGGUCUGACUGGACGUUGUUACUGGGAGGUGGAGUGGAGCGGGGGGGUUUAUGUGUCAGUUGCAUACAAAGAUAUCAGUCGUACAGGAACCGUUGAUGAAUGUGUGUUUGGAUUUAAUGAUAAAUCCUGGUCAUUAGAAUGUUCAUUCACUGGAUAUGAAUUUUACCACAACAAGAUCAGUGUUUCUAUUUCAGCUCCUCAAUCCUCCAGAGUUGGAGUUUAUUUAAAUCACAGAGCAGGAACUUUGUCUUUCUACAGCGUUUCUGACUCCAUGACUCUCAUACACAAAGUCCAGACCACAUUCACUCAGCCUCUGUAUGCUGGAUUCAGGAUUUGGUCUGGAGGAAUGAUCAGGUUGUUGGAUUGAAGUAAAAAUCAGUCACUGAUCUGUGAGGCUCAAUGAUGAAAUAUAUCUGCAGUGUA
Molecule: messenger RNA, 2399 nt
Organism: Oryzias melastigma (Indian medaka)
Lineage: Eukaryota; Metazoa; Chordata; Actinopteri; Beloniformes; Adrianichthyidae
Product: E3 ubiquitin/ISG15 ligase TRIM25
Exons: 2
Coding region: 4-2343 (779 amino acids)
Molecular function (GO): zinc ion binding; protein binding
Source: RefSeq, a predicted model, not a curated record